Molecule: messenger RNA, 228 nt
Organism: Aspergillus tanneri
Lineage: Eukaryota; Fungi; Ascomycota; Eurotiomycetes; Eurotiales; Aspergillaceae
Exons: 2
Coding region: 1-228 (75 amino acids)
Source: RefSeq, a predicted model, not a curated record
AUGAGUCUCAUCGAGAAGUUACGAACAAAGAUCGAACUCUACCGACUAGAGCAGCGGUAUGCACGUCGCAAGCACCGCAGCACGUUUUCGGGGGUCCAAUACGUCGACGGUGAAUACGUCUAUUCCAAUGAGUCAAAUUCGUCGUCAGGGACCGUCUCCAAGCACUCCACAGGCAGCUACUGGAAAUCUUCCACCUGGGGCUCAUCUGGAGACUCGCGGUGGCGGUGA